Mus pahari (shrew mouse) is the source of this 978-nucleotide messenger RNA. Its product is annotated as vomeronasal type-1 receptor 4-like. Gene Ontology annotation, molecular function: pheromone receptor activity. The coding region runs from base 1 to 978 and encodes 325 amino acids. Lineage: Eukaryota; Metazoa; Chordata; Mammalia; Rodentia; Muridae. The transcript has a single exon. Gene Ontology annotation, cellular component: membrane. The record is from RefSeq and is a predicted model, not a curated record. Gene Ontology annotation, biological process: G protein-coupled receptor signaling pathway.
AUGAUUCCAAUCUUCCAAAUCUUUCCCAUAUUGCAGUUUUGUCUUGGUGUCAUAGGGAACUCAUCACUGUUAAUGUUAUAUAUAUACACUUUCUUCUUCAGGCCUCAUUUUACAAAGUUGAUAGAUUUGGUUUUCAUGCAUCUGACAAUAGUUAAUAUGUUCAUGAUUAUGUUCGCAUUGAUAAAAGAGAUCAUGUUUUCCUUUAGAGUACCCAAUUUUCUGGACGAUGUUGGUUGUAAGGCAGUAUUGUUUUCAUUCAGAGUCAGCCGGGGUCUGUCCAUCUGCACCACCUCUGUUCUCAGCACAUCCCAAGUCAUCACCAUCAGUUCCAGUAACUCUAAGUUGGCCUCCUGGCUUAAGCCUAGACUCUCUACAUGGAUUUUUUCUUCCUUACUUUGGUCCUGGCUUAUUAACCUACUCAUCUUCGGGUAUAUGGUUGACAUGGUAAUAGCCAAAACCAAUAAUACUCAUGUUGGUCAUGGAUAUUUGGAUGGUUACUGUCAAAACAAGCAAUUUGGGAACCACAAUUCAGGGUCAUUUUUUAGCAUUAUCAUCAUUCAUGAUCUCUUCUAUGUGGCUGUCAUGAUGUGGGCCAGUCUCUACUUGGUGAUUUUCCUCUACAGACACCGCAAGAAAUCCCAGCAUCUCCACAGUCCAAGCCUUUCCUCCCAGCCAUCUCCUGAGCACAAAGCCACUCACAGUAUCCUGUCUCUGGUGAGCUGCUUUGUGUUAAUUUAUUGGUUGAACAACUCUGUGAGCCUUUAUGGAUUUUAUGCAAAAGAAAAAAUCCCAAUAUUGGAGUCAAUUAAUGUGAUUUUAACAGCAUGCUACCCAACCAUCUGCCCAUUUUUACUUAUGAAGAAUAAUAAAGUUAUUUUGCAAUUUACUUCUUCAUUUUCUGUACUGAGAAUGACCUGUUUGAAAGUUCACUCCACAGCUGAACAGAAAUCCACACUUGUCAUUAAAACAGUGUCUUAA